Messenger RNA from Talaromyces amestolkiae, 1791 nucleotides. RefSeq lists its product as uncharacterized. Bases 1 to 1791 code for a protein of 596 amino acids. The transcript is spliced from 2 exons. Gene Ontology annotation, biological process: box C/D snoRNP assembly. NCBI's taxonomy places the organism in Eukaryota, Fungi, Ascomycota, Eurotiomycetes, Eurotiales, Trichocomaceae. Gene Ontology annotation, molecular function: RNA binding; metal ion binding. The record is from RefSeq and is a predicted model, not a curated record. Gene Ontology annotation, cellular component: nucleus.
AUGGCAUCUCAACAGGGUUUCUCAUUUCCUCCUCCGCCGCCACCUCCGCCGUCCUCGACACAACAGCAAUUUCCGCAGGCGGGCUCACAUAUUGGACAAAAUGCGCAUAAUUAUCGCGGUGGGAGUGGCCGAGGGGGUGGGUUUCGAGGACGUGGUCGUGGUGGUAUGAAUCGUGGAGGUCGAGGCGGAGCAUCUCAUCCAAACUAUCGCAACAACAAUCAACAGGGAAUGUACAAUGGCGGAUAUGCGAUGCAGUCAAAUGCGCCGAACUACCAUCAAAACGGCUCUCAGUAUGGUUCGUCGGCGCCACAGAGUUUUGUUCCUGUCACUCAGGGAUUCACUUCCCAAACGCAUGUCGCUCCACCAUACCAACCUACAAACUACGAUGGGCGUUAUUCAAAUAUACAGAGCGGAUCAACCGCGCCUAUACCGUCAUACACAGGGCAUCAGUCACAUACCGCAGUUCCCGUCGGAGCUUCAGUAGUAGCACCACCAAUGCACUGGGGAUACGACAAGACCGGAGCCGGCGGGUUCUAUCCAGGAUCUACAACAUAUCCAAACCCUCUACCUCACGCACAUUCACAAGGAAAUAACUAUCAAAAUCAACAUGGACACAAACGGAGAUACUCGUCGACGUUCGAAAAACCGACUUCACAAGGACCUCGACCAACUGCACCGCCCGCUGUUCCCAGUUUUGGUGUUCCUCUACCCGCGAAACCCCCGCUACCAGCCGAGACUUCACGUCAAGCGCAGAAGAAAAAGAAGCGGAAGUUCAACCAGCUAGGCCUUACACCCAAAAUGGAAGAACAUGAGUCAAGCGAUGAAGAAGAUGAUGCGGAUGAAGAGAGUCGAUUGGCGUCUGCGGCGGGUAAUCUUGCCGGACCUCUGCAAUUCACCUUCCGCGGACGCACGUCCACCUUGAAUAAUGUGACAGAUAUCCAAUCAUGGAUUGAGGAACGAAAGAAACGAUUCCCUACACAGGCACGCAUCGAGGAGAAGAAAAAGGCCCAGGAGGAAGCAAAGAAGCAUAAAGAACUUCAACGCGAAGAAGCGCGUCGCAAACAGCAAGAAUUUAAAGAGCAAAGGGAGCAGGCUAGAAAGGAAGCUCAAGAAAAGAAAGAGAUGGGAUCUGAUCCCAUGGAUGCCGCUCUCAAAGCAAAAGCAAAGGCAGAGAAAUUGCGCAAGAAGCUACUGAAGGAGGAGAGGAGGCUGCAAAAGGCGGAAGCCGAUGCGGAGAGAGCACGGCUUGUAGCGGAGGCGUCGCAGCAACAAUCUUUGACUCAUGAUGCGAAUGAAGUACCGGCGCAAGGUAAUACUAUAGAUGAAAACCAGUCCGCCAUAUCAGAAUCAGCAUCCUCGGAAGACGAAGAUACCGAUGACGACGUCCCGGAAGAAAUGUCCUCACGACGUCAAGGCCCAGAACGAGUCCUACCACCGCCCCGAGAAGGGCAGUCAAAGCCCCGUAAACCAUGUCGCGACUUUCAACGAAGAGGAAAAUGUCCCCGGGGAAAUCACUGUCGGUAUUCGCAUGAUCCGCCUACAGACGGGACGGACAAGUCGCGGCCGUCCAUCAAGCCGGGUGCAGGCACUAAACAGCCUGCUAAGAGGGGACUUUUUCAAAUGCUUGUUGAACAGGAAAUUCAAGCGCGAGAUCGCCAGGUUAUGCAGGCCAUAUCCUGGCUCGGAUCUCAGGGAUUGCUUGAAGAGCCUGAACCUGCAACCAGCCAUUCCGCCGGCCAUGGUACCUUGGAUACGGUUGUACCGGAGCCUUACCCUGCGCCAACAGUAUGA